This is a messenger RNA of Pseudopodoces humilis (Tibetan ground-tit), 1074 nucleotides long. RefSeq names its product Wnt family member 8A (gene WNT8A). NCBI's taxonomy places the organism in Eukaryota, Metazoa, Chordata, Aves, Passeriformes, Paridae. Gene Ontology annotation, cellular component: extracellular region. Gene Ontology annotation, biological process: canonical Wnt signaling pathway; multicellular organism development; cell fate commitment. Gene Ontology annotation, molecular function: cytokine activity; frizzled binding. The record is from RefSeq and is a predicted model, not a curated record.
AUGAAGAGAAGCACCCUCGUCAUCCUUUCCAUCACAGGGGUCUACAGUGCCAUUCUCCACACAGCAGCAUGGUCUGUGAAUAACUUUCUGAUGACAGGACCUAAGGCUUACCUGACGUACUCCAGCAGUGUGGCGGCCGGGGCACACAGUGGGAUGGAGGAGUGCAAGUUCCAGUUUGGGUGGGAGCGCUGGAACUGCCCCGAGAGCGCCCUGCAGCUCUCCACCCACAACCGGCUCCGCAGCGCUACCCGGGAAACCUCCUUCGUGCAUGCCAUCAGCUCAGCCGGGGUCAUGUACACCCUCACCAGGAACUGCAGCCUGGGAGACUUCGAGAGCUGCGGCUGUGAUGACUCCAGGAACGGCCGCGUCGGUGGCCGAGGCUGGGUCUGGGGAGGAUGCAGUGACAAUGUGGAGUUCGGGGAGAAGGUUUCCAAGCUCUUCGUGGAUGCCUUGGAAACAGGGCAUGAUACCCGUGCGCUGAUUAACCUGCACAACAACGAAGUGGGGAGACUUGCAGUGAAAGACACAAUGAAGAGAGCUUGCAAGUGCCACGGGGUGUCAGGCAGCUGCAGCAUCCAGACCUGCUGGCUGCAGCUCACCGAGUUCCGCGAGAUUGGCAACUACCUGAAGAUCAAAUACGACCAAGCCCACAAGCUGGAGAUGGACAAGAGGCGUGUGAGAGCUGGCAACAGCGCCGACAGCCGCGGCGCCACAGCAGAGACCUUCCACCACAUCCACGCCACGGAGCUCGUCUUCCUGGAGGACUCCCCCGACUACUGCACGAGGAACGCCAGCCUGGGCCACCACGGCACCGAGGGCCGCGAGUGCCUACAGACUGGCAAGAACCUCUCACAGUGGGAGAAGAGGAGCUGCCGGCGGCUCUGCACCGAGUGCGGCCUGCGAGUGGAGGAGCGGAGGACGGAGGUGGUGGCCAGCUGCAACUGCAAGUUCCACUGGUGCUGCACGGUGCGCUGCGAGCAGUGCCGGAUGCUGGUGGCCAAGCACUUCUGCACCCGCCGUGACUCCGCUGCCCCCAACCACAUCAGGCAGAGGAACAGGGGGCACAGGAGAUAG